AUGAAGAAUCAAGCCCGCUCAUCAAAAUCUGGCGGUGGCAAUGGUACUGCCGGCAAAACCCGAUCACCAGAUUCACCAACUCCAACCUUGUCACCCAGGAGAGGAGAAAAGGGACACCCACCAACUCCCGAAUCACAGUCUUGGUUUGGCAGUGCUUGGAAUGCCAUGUCGGGAACACCACCUAGAAACAGUCACCAACCACCAAACCAAAGCACGCCCACCUACACCCAUUCGGACCUCAAUGGCGAUCACCACUAUCACGGCUUGGAUUUGCCAGAGGAUACUAUGAACGGUAAUAGCAAUAGCAAUACCACUCCCUUUCGCAUCCAACCACGAUCUCGGGCUUCCACGGCUGAUCAGGACGAUGAGGAAGUCAUUUACAUGGAGAAACAACCCAACACUCCCUUGCGCAACCGUUCUCCUAUGAUUCAAUCCUACAAUGCUUCUGCGGCUAAUCAUGCCAGGUCCUUGCCAGGUAGUGGAGCCUCAACUCCAUUGCGCAACCGAUCUCCCAAGAUGACCAACAGGCCUCCCAUGCUGCCCAGUGGUGGAGCAGUGCAAUCUCCCCGCCACAUUCAGCAACCAGAUCUCUCCCAGCCUGUAAAGUCUCACUUUCGCCGUCCUUACUCUCCCGUUCCGGUUCCCUCUGGUGAACCUUUCAGUAGAAAAGUGUCCAAGCCAUCCAUCGAGAAUAGUAGCUCGUCGUUGAGGAACAAUCUUGGUUUCUUGAACAAGCAACGUGCUACCCUUUGGACAGUGCUUUCGAUUCUAUUCUUGGGACCCACUGUGAUCAUUGGAGGCCGCUUCUUCAUGGGGCCACCGCCCUUGGUGGGCAUCAAUGGUGAACCACUAGUCUCGGUUGGAGAUGGUAUUCUCAUGGACAAUACCAUGAUGGACAAUGCCGAACAUGAUCAUCGUUCCCUUUCCAUGUACGAUACCAACACCUUCCUAAUACAGAAUCAAAUGUUGAACGCGGGGGAUGGCAAAACAGUAUCUGUCAACAAUCGCAUCAAGUUGAAGCAACAACGCGACGGAAACUUGGUCUUGUAUGAUAAUGGAAAAGCUCUUUGGAGUAACCGAAACAACAAGGGUACUUCUGCAAGAACUGCAUAUGUGACCAUCUUGCAAGGAGACGGAAACCUCAUUACACGUUCCAUGACCUUUGAUAUCCGAGCCAUGAGAUGGGUGACCGAUGUGGAAUGGAGCAGUGGAUCCAGCAAGGGCAACGGAGAAUAUCUACUCAUGCUCACACAAGACCAAAAGGGACUCAUGAUUGUUCGCCGCUCUGACAGCAGAGUCAUUUGGUCCACUGUUUCCGGGGCCAAGGUGGAUGCCCCUGCUCCCGUUCCCCGACCCACUCCACGCCCUACUUCACGCCCAGUUGCACCACCACCAACUCCGCAAGUGGUGACACCCAAGGUGACCCCAUAUGCCAGCCAACCUGGAAUCACUUCGUUGAAUUUCCCAUUUCCCUACACGGUUCCCAAGAAUAACGACUACAACAUCCAAUCGGGACCUAUGGUAGGACAUACCACUCACAGCUCGGCCAAGUUUUGGGUCUAUUUGGGAAGUGGCACACCGAUGCAAUUGGUCUACUGGCCCAAGGAUUCUUCGGAAGGAAAGGCAGUUAGCUUGGUUCCUGAAACUUCCAAACGCAAUGCGGCCAUCAAGACCAUUACUGGCUUGAGAGCCAAUACUGUGUACUUGUACGAGAUUCGCAUCCAAAACAAGUGGCUCGCCCAGGGACACUUCAAAACGGCACCGUCACCAGGCCAAAGGUCUUCCUUCAAGUACGUCUUGGCAUCCUGUAUGGACGUCAAGUCCGACAAUCAUAAGAAUCAGCCUGCGUGGACUGAAGUCCUCAAGAAGGGUGUCGACUUUGCCAUGUUGGCUGGAGAUACCAUCUACUUGAAUCACAAGGAUUGGAUGCGAGACUGGACAGUGCUCUAUCAUCGUAUUUGGUUUCGGUAUUUGCAACAACGAGCAGAAGGCCAUUUCGCUCGUUUCAUCAAGCAGGUGCCUACCUACGGAACCUGGGAUAACCAUGAUUACGGACAUGAUUAUGGAGACUACGUUCAAGCUGGAAAAGAAAACUCCCUCAAAGCCUGGGGGCAUCUUUGGCCCAAUCCUUACCAAGGCUCUUCAAAGGGUGCGGGAAACUAUUACAUGUUCAGUUGGGGUGAUGUGGACUUUUUCGUUUUGGACUGCCGAUGGUACCGAAACUGGGACACUGGCACACUCUUUGGGCAACCACAACUUGACUGGCUCGAGGACGAGCUCAAGGCAUCUAGAGCGACCUUCAAAAUCCUUAUUUCCGCCAGUGAUGUUAUGGAAGAAUCCAUGAGUUCCGAUCUCAGACGCAUUGGUAGAAUCGUCUCGAGGAAUAAUAUCGAUGGAGUCUUGUUCAACUCGGGCGAUGUUCAUCGCAACGAAUACAAAUCACAAAGUAUUGACAACUGGCCUUACAGAGUUCAUCAAUUCACCUCCUCUGGUGUUGCAGUGGUUUGGAGACGAAACUUUGCGAUUGUCAAUGUCAAUACUGCCAUUAGCAAUCCAGAGAUUACCGUGCAAUUCCACUCUGCGGUUUCCUCGAGUCAGAAUACGGACUGGCAAAACGACCGCAACUUGGUUUGCAGUCGAAUCGGUGGCAAGAACCGUAACCAGGAAUCCCGGUGCACUCAAACCAUUCGAUUGAGCGACUUGAGAGCCUAA
Cylindrotheca closterium is the source of this 2712-nucleotide messenger RNA. The record is from the annotation of a GenBank genome assembly. NCBI's taxonomy places the organism in Eukaryota, Bacillariophyta, Bacillariophyceae, Bacillariales, Bacillariaceae.